UGAGUUCGGCGCAGCAUGCCCUUGCCGAGGCACAGGGCGUCCUUCCUGGGGCAGCAGCCCUCCACAUCCACCGCGGAGAGCUCGGGGGCCACAAGCCGCAGGGUGAGCAUUGGCGGAGGCGGAGGCCUGACCAGGCCGUCCGGGGUCUAUGUGGGCGUUGUCCCAACGGGAGGCGUGAGCAGCCUGGGCACCCGGGUCUCGCGCAGAGCUCUGGGGAUCAGCAGCGUCUUCCUGCAAGGCCUUCGUAGUUCUUGCGCUUCCAUCCCGUUGCCCCAAGGGCUGGAAAGGGGACGGGGCCUGACCUAUGAGAGCCUGAACGGGUGCCUGGUGGACUACAUUGAAAAGGUGAAAGCCUUAGAGCAGGUCAACCAGGAGCUGGAGGACCGCAUCCGCGUUUACCUGAACAAGAGGUCUUCCAAUGCCAGCAACUGGGGUGCCCUGAGAGAGAGCUGGGAGGCCAUCUAUCACCAAGUUGGAGAUGCUGUCCUGGAAAAUGCCCGGCUUAUGUUGCAGACAGAGAAUAUUCAAGCCUGUGCUGAAGAUGUUAAAGACAGGUAUGAAAAUGAGCAACCUUUCCGAAAGGCAGUGGAAGACGAAAUUAACUCCCUCUAUAAAGUGAUUGAUGAUGCUAACUUGACUAAGGUAGACCUGGAAGGACAGAUCGAAAGUAUGAAAGAAGAACUAACUUUACUGUCAAAGAAUCAUGAAGAGGAUGUCAAGAUGCUUUACAAGCAGCUUGCCGUAUCACCUCUGGAAGAAUUAGAUGCUCCCAUUGGAACUGGCCUGGAUGACAUCUUGGAGAAGAUCCGGAUUCACUGGGAGAGAGAUAUUGAACGGAAUCGUGCUGAGACUGGUGCAUUGCUCCACUCCAAGCAAUCUACAGAAACAGCCCCUACUGUACGAACUCAAGAGGAGGAAUUGGUGGAAAGCCUGAGGGCAGAGUUUCAUGAAACAGCUUGCAAAAUUCAAAGCCUGCAAGCAGAGACCGAAUCUCUGAGAACACUGAAGAGAGGAUUGGAAAACUCCCUCUAUGAUGCCAAGCACUGGCAUGACAUAGAGCUGCAGAAUCUAGGCUCAGUCAUUACCAAGCUGGAAGCAGAAAUAGGAGAGAUCCGAGGCGAGACGGAGCAGCAGCAGCGGGAUCGUGAAACCUUGCUGUCUAUGAAAGCAGAACUGGAGAAAGACAUUGCUGCGUAUCACUGCCUGUUGGACAAGGAAGAGAGCAGUGCUGCUUUGGCUACAGAAGGAUCCACACUGAGAGAAUGACCUUGCUACGUGUAUAUAGGAUUCUUGCACAGCUGGAUUUCCACAUUCUCUGUCUUCAGAAGACAAUUAUUGCCAUUCAGCACAAACACUGAUCUCACUGGCAAAAAGUGUCCAUGGAAACAACAACAGACAGGACAGUCUGCUCCAGCCCAAUUUAAAAACCUAAGUAGGCCAUUGCUUGUCCUACCGUACUAAGUGCUGCCCCACAUGUGAUUGCUUUGCAUGAUGGUUGCAAUAUAUCCAUUGUGAUUAUAGAAUAAAAUUUCAGUUCCAAUUA
This is a messenger RNA of Varanus komodoensis (Komodo dragon), 1543 nucleotides long. RefSeq names its product beaded filament structural protein 2 (gene BFSP2). The coding region runs from base 16 to 1266 and encodes 416 amino acids. The transcript is spliced from 8 exons. NCBI's taxonomy places the organism in Eukaryota, Metazoa, Chordata, Lepidosauria, Squamata, Varanidae. Gene Ontology annotation, biological process: intermediate filament organization. Gene Ontology annotation, cellular component: intermediate filament. The record is from RefSeq and is a predicted model, not a curated record. Gene Ontology annotation, molecular function: structural molecule activity.